Messenger RNA from Anthostomella pinea, 1734 nucleotides. The record is from the annotation of a GenBank genome assembly. Lineage: Eukaryota; Fungi; Ascomycota; Sordariomycetes; Xylariales; Xylariaceae.
AUGCAAGAUAACUACCCACCUCGUUCUCUCUUGAGAGACUGUAUUGACCAGAAGGAUGAUCAGGCGAUCGCGAAAUCCCACGAUGUGGGCGAUGCGUUCGCGCAGGUCGCGAGUGCAGGCUGGCCUUCAAAUUCAAAGCUAGUAAAGAAGAACCAGAGAUGGCUUCGCCCUCCCAAGAAGCUCAUAUACAUCGACGAAACUCGGUGUCUGGCCUCUGGGAGUCCCCUCGAGGAUGUCUCCCAAUACCAGUUUCAUCUUGGGGAGCCUUGCCACAACGACGCGGAAUCAGUCUUGACAGGUGAUGCCCCUCCAUCGCCUGGUGUGACGAUACAGCAUGCGCAUGCAGCUCCUUCACUGCGAAAAGUCGAUACAGUUCUCGAUUCGCCGGUCAAUCAGAGAAUACGCCCCGACGGGAAUACGUCAAUAAAUACAUCACAGUCUCUUGAGGAUCACAGUGAGACAGAGCCCGCGAUCCCAGCUGGCGUGGAAGCACUGCGUAUGGCCGUCAGCCCUCCUGUCCCCUCUCUCGGCAACGUCUUGCCUCCAACAUUCCACGGUACCGCGGCAUUACCUCUCAAAAGCCGCACAGAGGCGAUACUGUUUCGUCAUUAUAUCCAAAAACUAGCUGUUUGUUUGGACUUAUGUGACCCGCUCAGACACUUUGAACUUGUCGUCCCUGAGCGGGCUAGCAUGUGUCAUACCUUGCUGAAUGCAGUCUUUGCCCUAGCUGCAAGACACCUCAGCCACACGACUGACUUCGAUCCGCUUGCCUCGAACAGGUACCAUGACGAGUGCCUCAAUCAUCUGAUACCCAUGUUGAACCACGCUUCAGCGGUGUCGGACGAAAACCUCUUUGCCGCGACGGUCAUCUUGCGGAUGCUUGAGGAAAUGGACGGCUCGACUACUGGCCAUGACAGCUACAGCCAUUUGCUAGGUAUCCACGCCUUUGUCAAUGUUGGGGACCAAUAUAUGAUACCUGGCAGUCUGAGUGCAGCCUCGUUCUGGGUGGGGCUGCGACAAGAGAUAUAUAUCGCGGUAAUCACGCAGCAGCCCGUCAAAGUCAGCCUGGACCAUUUCAUUGUGGACAGGUCGUUCGAGCCGGCCGACGACUAUACAUGGUCAAAUCGGGCCAUUGUCCUCAUUGCUGACGUCCUAAAUUUCUGUUUUGGAGAUAGUCCGUCCACGGUCAGCCGCUGGAACUCGUUGAACGAGGCAUGUGAGAAAUGGACCAUGACGAGGCCCAUGUCCUUCAACCCCUUCUUCUACAGGGAACGCACUAGCUCGGCGGCUUUUCCAGAGAUAUGGCACGGCUCGAGUUGUCAUGUCAUCGGGAUUCAGCACCAUCUCCUGGCGCAGCUGUUCCUCACGCAAUUCGAUCCAACAAUCCCCAGAGUGGGGACGAUGCGGCGGGCAUCCACGAAGCGGUUAACAGUGAGUGCCAUGGGACUCGCCUCUGGACCGAGUGGGCAAGGUACUGAUAAGCGGCAGCACCGUAUCGAGACUAUUCUACGAGAGCUUUGCGGCAUUGGUAUCUGUAACCAGUGGAGCCCGCCGGCUAUGUUUACUGCCUGCAUGGGGAUUGCGAUGUUUGGUGACCAGUUCGGCGAACGAAGUGAUCAGGAGGCUCUCGCUGACCUCCUGAGGCAAACGGAGGCAGCUCAUGCCCGCCCAACGGCAGCCAUACAGCAGCAGCUGAUGAAAACAUGGGGCUGGAUUCCAGACCUUGAUCAUUGA